UCGCUGAGGACACCUUCAUGCACAAACGGUGCUGCCAGCAACAUUUUUUUAGCAUUAACAUAUCACGUUUCAGCCAGUAAGACCAUUGGCUGACUCAAGGACACGAAGUAAUUGCCGCUUUGUACACUGCUGCCCUGAGUUUUCAGUUGAGCUUAGCUGGAAGCAGUGCACUUUUCCUGGCUAAGAUUUGCGUGGACGAUUUGCGUGGCUUAUCAAUAUGGAAAAAGAAACGGACGAUCCGUCAGAAGAAGAUAAUAACAACCGUGGUAUUCUAUCCCUCGCGAUCGGCUCUACAUUUCGCGAUCUACAGACCACGUACCUCGCCAUUAGCUGGGUGCUGUCGGUAGGAUGCGGAUUGCUGCUCCUUUUCUUGGUUUGGAAGAAACAGCACCUGCAAAGGCCGAGCAACUACCUUCGUUGUAAUCUAGCAAUAGACGAUAUCAUCUUCACAAGUUGCUUGAUUCCCAUCCGUAUCUACGCACUUUUCCGGCAAGAUGCCAGCGGUGAUCACCUAUGGUGCUCGGCAAAAGCAGUGGUAGGCCCCGUGUGCCUACUAUCUAUGUUUGGUACGUACCUUAUGAUGGCCAUAGAUCUGUAUUACUUUGUGUGCGAUCCCCUACACUACCAUGACAAAAUCACCACAAAACGCGUGGCUGUGUGGACCGUAACGAUCAGGGCCUUCUCCUUGUUCUUCGGACUGGGGCCCGUGGCUUUCAGUGGACUGCCAAAAUACGGCCUGCCGUGUGAGAUUGAAGCUGCGAACAGUGUCUCCUCCGCUGCCAUUUUCAGAAACCUGAACAUGCUCGCGCUGUUCCUCGUCGCUCUCUUCACUCCGAUUCUCUACUACCGCGUCUUCAGGGAAGCCAGGAGACAACAGGAAAGAGACGAGAACCGCGACUUAUGGAUCUUCCAGACCAAGGCAUUCAAAACGAUGGUGCCGCAUGCAAUUGUCUGGACUGUAUUCGUAUCCACAAUGAUUUUGCUCGUGGCCAUGGGACGAGCUUUAAUCAGUAAAGAACAGAUGGAAAACCAUGGCCUGAUUAUCGCUAAUCACGUAGCCAACAUCCUGUUCCUGACGUUGUCAUCCAUGGCCAACCCCAUCAUCUACAGCUUUCGGCUCCCAGAGUUUCGUCGAGCCAUUAAGGAGCUGUGUGGAUUGCCAACCACCACCCCACCUGCGGUACCGGCAGGGCGGCCGGGGGACAUGGAGAUGGCCGCUAUCACCGCUCCCGGGCAGGUGGAGGCGGAGGACCUACCUUUCGACCAAGCACCAAGGCAGACAACGCGGGGAGACGUGAGCCCGGGAUCAGUGCCUUCCAUAGAAUACCGCGCCUAUGAGGCCGCUUUAAAGCGACCACUCAAGCUCACAGUGCGGGCAGAUGUACAUGCUGAACCUACAGCACUUUCCGGACAGGACAUCACGGAAACUCUUCCCGGACAACUAAACUUGGAAGUGUAA
Messenger RNA from Branchiostoma floridae (Florida lancelet), 1459 nucleotides. Its product is annotated as olfactory receptor 1L8-like. Gene Ontology annotation, cellular component: membrane. The transcript has a single exon. Gene Ontology annotation, biological process: G protein-coupled receptor signaling pathway. The record is from RefSeq and is a predicted model, not a curated record. Gene Ontology annotation, molecular function: G protein-coupled receptor activity. Lineage: Eukaryota; Metazoa; Chordata; Leptocardii; Amphioxiformes; Branchiostomatidae. The coding region runs from base 218 to 1459 and encodes 413 amino acids.